GAAUAACCAAGAACUUUUGAAACCUAACUUACCGGUACUAGAAGAAUAUAAUGUCGACAACAUUCAAAGCCCUAAGAGACCGAACCUAUUCAGGCGUAGGAGACCUCAUCAGGCUUCUCCCUACGGGAACCGUCUUCUUGUUCCAGUUCUUAAAUCCUGUCUUAACCAACAAUGGGCACUGCCUCCUAAUCAACAAAUACUUAACUGGAGCUCUUAUCGUCAUAUGCGCCUUCUCUUGCUGCUUCACGUGCUUCACUGAUAGCUAUCGGGCAAGUGACGGUUACGUUCACUAUGGAGUCGCUACCGUGAAGGGUCUUUGGCCAGAUUCUUCUACAAAGAAUUUGUCUUCGUAUCGGCUUAGAGUUGGAGAUUUCGUUCACGCUUUCUUCUCUCUUAUCGUUUUCAGCGUUAUUUCUUUGUUGGAUGCUAAUACUGUUAACUGUUUCUAUCCUGGCUUUGGUUCCACUGGGAAGCUUUUUCUAAUGGUUUUGCCUCCGGUGAUUGGAGUUAUCUCCGGCGUUGUCUUCACGGUGUUUCCUAGUAAACGUCACGGAAUUGGGAAUCCGUCGGAGAACAACGACGACAAUGCUUCUGAGAUCGAGAAAUGAUAUAUAUGAUUCGUGCACAUUUUAACGAAAUGGAAUGUACUCGUGAAAUGGCAAAAGGUUGUGUAAGUUAUGCAUGGAUGGUCAGAUUGUAAUGGUUACUAAAUUUAUUUCUCUUGUGAUUUAAUAUUCAUGUUUGGUGAGAAAGCAUGUGUGUAUCUGUUUAUUGUUUUCUUUGUAAAUUUUCUUUUUCGAAAUGUCUGUUGAUAAAAUAAAACUAAUUACAUAUUUUACAGUUUUAGUCCUUAUUCCUUAUAUAUUAAAAGAAAACAUUGUAAUAAAUGCAUUUAC
This is a messenger RNA of Eruca vesicaria subsp. sativa (arugula), 896 nucleotides long. The record is from the annotation of a GenBank genome assembly. Lineage: Eukaryota; Viridiplantae; Streptophyta; Magnoliopsida; Brassicales; Brassicaceae.